This is a messenger RNA of Hemiscyllium ocellatum (epaulette shark), 6225 nucleotides long. RefSeq names its product tumor protein p53 binding protein, 1 (gene tp53bp1). Gene Ontology annotation, molecular function: histone binding. The transcript has 28 exons. The record is from RefSeq and is a predicted model, not a curated record. Gene Ontology annotation, biological process: positive regulation of transcription by RNA polymerase II; DNA damage checkpoint signaling. Lineage: Eukaryota; Metazoa; Chordata; Chondrichthyes; Orectolobiformes; Hemiscylliidae. Bases 96 to 6092 code for a protein of 1998 amino acids. Gene Ontology annotation, cellular component: nucleus.
GCUGCGGAUUGGAUACAGUGUUGGGGGCAAUGUAACAGUUUGGGAAUUCCCGCAGAGAGCGGCCGGCCCCGGGAGCCGGGAGCGCAGUUCAUCACAUGGACCCGAACGGCACCCAGCUGGAACCUGAGCUCUCGCAGCAAGACACCCCGUGCCUGAUUGUAGAGGACUCCCAGGCUGAGAGUGUGCUGUCGGAGGAUGACCCUGAGCAGAGCUACCGGAAUCUCCAAGCCCGGUGCCUGUCGAAUCUGCAGCCCCGCACACACAGCCCAGUGUUGGAGCUGAUUGCUGGCCCACAGGCAGCCAAGACCUCGGCAGGAGGCGGCAAAGAGAUCUCUGGCCGGAAGGAGAUGCACCACAAAGUUCUGGGCACCAUGGAAACGACGGCGUGUCAGAAGUCGGGUGAACCAUCCAUUCCUUCGAUGGAGGGUCUGUCACAGCCAAAGGUGCAAAGCCGCAGUCCUGUCAGUGUCCAGCCAAGCUCGCAGGAGGUGGACGCUGAAGGUGCCGAAUUUGCAGAUUCCACAACCAACUCCGUCACUGCUGAAGGUUUGUCCCAGGCUGGUCUGGGAUUGCUCGAAUUAUCGGAGAGCCAAGGGAGUGAUCCCGAGGCGAGUGGCGACAGGGCAGGUGGGAGCACUCACGGAUCUGAGGAGAUCAACGUGGACACCUGCAGUGAAGAACCAGAGCCCGACACUAAUGCUGGGCUAACAGUGAGUGAUAAGCCUUUAACUGGGACUGGAAGCAGCCACCUGCCUGAGAGGUCGGAGGUUACCUCGAGUGUAUCCACGUGGCAGGGGGAGCUGGGAGCUGGCGCACAGGCCCAUUUCCUGAUGCCUUCUGGACUGCGGAUUGAGGGACCUCUAUCCAUAGCAGACCCGGAACAUUCCAAGACCAUCCUGUCCCAAGAGGAGGCUGUGGAGCCCACUUUGUCAGGUCCCACUGCAGCUAUCCGUCUGAGAAAUGAAAGUGUUUUGGUUGCUCAUGUCGAUCGCCUGCAGGUCCUGCAUCUUUCUGGGCAGCAGACCCUGGUCCAGGAGAGUCUGUCAGAAAGUUCCAGUAAUGUGAUUGACUCAUCCCAGGAGUCCUUCGGACCAACCCCGAUCAUUGUUCCCAACAGCCCGACCAAGCAAGACCCAGAUUUAGCAGAGGAGCCAAUGGACACCUCCGUACCACUUACCAGCCAAUCAGGGAAAGCUCCAUGUGAGGAGGAGGAGCCAAUGGAAAUGGACCAGCCGGUGGAGCAGACUGAGCGCGCUCCCCUCCGAACUCCACAGGCAUCGACCCCAGUAUCUGACAGCAUUCCUGCAUUCACAGCUGGACAGCUGCUCCCUGUGCCUUCACUGCCAGACCUCUCCCAUGAUAUUUUCGUGCCCACACCCAGCCUGAGAGAAGGCAGUAGCCAUGGUGGAGGGGUCACAUCUGCUGUGGAUCUGAAGGGAAACCCCUCUAGCAUACCCGAGGACGGAGAGGCGAUGGGGGAGAGGGAAGACCGAGGACGGGCUGGGAGCUCACACCUCAGGGGGUUUAAGAAACGUGACGAUGGGGCCGGGGAGCCUUUCGAACUGAGACUGUCGGCCAGCGAGCGCCUGCAGCCAAUGGAGACGGACGACAGCGAGUCCCAGGCUGAGGAGGAUAGCCAGGCCACGCAGAUCGAAGGAAGAGCUGGUGAGGAUCCCACCGAGGAAGGAGAGUCUGAGGGAAACCACAGCGUUCACCUCCAAUUGACGGGAGAGAGCCAAGAGUCCAGCCAUCGAGCCACGGUUACAGAUACUUCGGAUAGUGCUGCCGAGGGGCCAGGUGUCAAACACAGUGUGGGAGAGCAAGCUGUGGGUGAGGCGCCCGGCAGAUCUGAGCAAUCGAGCAGAGUGUCACCCCCCUCUCCCCUCCUUCACCCCAGCUCUCCCCACGGGGACCCGCCCAAACUCGUCCUCCCGGUGAUAGGAGCCGCCGUGGAGGAGACGUCGACGGGUGAGGCAGAGGGUGGACCCGGGGCUCCCAGAGAGGAGGGGCACGAGGUGAGACGAACUGUCAAAGAGGACGGCAGCGGGACUGUCCAAGGAGUGACCCUCCUCCUCGAAGCUGCUCAAUCUGAGACACUCUGCAAGACACCGCGACCAAAGGAGGACGAGGAGCUGAUGGAGCAGGAGCUGGACGCUCCGUCUGACUCGGGAUUAAAGGGGAGUCCCAGUGAGGCCAGGGCCCCAGGUUCCGCUGAACCGGAAUGUUCUGAGCCCCCGGAGCCUCCCGUUCCAGGUUCUGGACGUUUCCGAAGCAGGGAGGGCGAGGGGGCAGCUGCUGUUUCCCGGAGCCUUGGGGCCAUUGGCGGGAGUCGGCAGGAUGGCGAGGAGCUGGUUGUGACGGUGCGGCCGAAACCGGUGGCGGGGGUCCCGCUGAUGUCGGAGAAACUCCACAGGGCGUCUUCGGGAGACCACGGCGCUCGCCCCACCGACGUCAAGCUGCCGCCUUCACCGGCCGUCGGUACGGCCGAGGCCGGGAAGCAUCUCCAGGCAGAGCUGGUCAUCAAGGUGCAGGCUGGAGAUCAGGCCGAACCGAAGGUGCAGCCUAAAGAUCGGGCCUCCCUGAUGGAUCCGAAGAACGUGAGCAGCCGGAGCCCGAGACACGACGGGAGUAACCCGGGAGGACAGAACCACCGACUUGAGCCCACGGAAUUACCAAAACCCCGCGGCGUUGGUCCGAUUACAGGAUCUCCGAAGCCGGAGGUGGAAACUGAUGAGCAGAGCCGGAGCACGGGAGUUGCAGAUGUUCCACAGUCGGAGCAGUCCGCCAAGAGCCUUCUGGACAGUUCUGGUGAAAUUCCUUUCCAUUUUACGUUACCGAAGGAGGGCGAUGUUAUCCAGCCGAUCGUUGGUGGUACCCCGCCUCUCAUUGGUUCCUUGAAGCAAGGCCCCAGGCACAGCACUCCCAUUGAGCUUGAAGACCGUGCCAUAGCAACGACAGAUGUCACGCCUGACAAUGCCAUGGCAACCAGUGAUGUUACAGCAGAGGGAAGUGUACGAGGAACGGCCAGCCCAGAGUCCCCGUCAGCCGCCACAGCCAAUGGUAAACUCUGUCUGAGGAUGCAGCUGGAGACUCCGGUCCAGGAAGACGGUAACCACUCGGCCGUCUUCAGUCUCGAAAAGCCCCUUCUGGCAGGAGCGCCGACAUCUGCUGCUGAAGCUGUUGCCAGUGUGGUUAAGAGCCAGUCGGUGUUCAGUCGGGUCUGUGAGGUGAGGCGGGAAACAGAGGCACAAGAGCAGGAGGAGACCAUGGGCCUGCUCAGAAGUACGCCUCAUGGUCUCCAGGGCGAGGAGGGGGUGGGCGAGCCCCAUGAAGACCCCAAAGCUUGGCUACGCCAGCCGCGGUUGAAGCCACUGGUUUGGCGUCACUGUGUGCUGCCCCAGAUCCGACCGGGACACGCCGAGGAAGAGGAGGUUGAGGAAACUCCGGAGGAAUCCAUGCCCGGAUCGAGUGUUGGCAAACGGUCAGCUGGGAGUGCCGGAGAGAGCGAGGACGAGGCCAUGGAGCUGGACGUGGUGAGCUGUGCCCAAGGGCCGCCCAGUAGCUGGAGGAAGAGCACCUCGGACAGGACUGUGGAGGUCAGCGAGACCCCGGGGAGGUGCCCCAAGGGCGAGGGGCAAGAGGAGGUGGUGGGCACCAUCUUGCUCUCACACGUUGCCACUCAGACGGCUGGCAGUGAGUCCCCCAGACUGGGAGAGGGCAGCAAGAGGCCGUGCCAAGACGCCAUGGUGCAGACUGAGGCCUCGGCCGAGAAACCCCAGAUGAGAUCGAGGAGCACGUCCUUCCACAGCAACGCAGGGCCGGAGGAUCGGGAUACAGACUCCUUCCACAGCCAGGAGGACGAGGAGUUUGAGCUGCCAGCGCCUCCCCCUGGCCGGCUCCUGCGAAGACACGUCCGGACGAUCCGGGAGGUGCGCACGAUGCUGACCCGGAUAAUCACUGACGUGUACUACGUCGAUGGGAAAGAGGUGGAACGCAAAGUAACUGAGGAGAGUGAGGAUCCUGUGGUGGAGUGUCGGGAAUAUGAGAACGAGGUGUCUCCAUCUCGGGCCACGGGCUCCAUGACCUCUGGGGAUCUGGGCGAUAUCAGCUCCUUCUCCUCCAAGGCCUCCAGUUUACUUCGAGCGUCGAGUGGGACCAGUAGCAGCAGCAGCUUGGGGCCGGGCACUGCCGGUCCAGAACGGGGGAGAGGUUCCACCAUCACCCGGGGGAGGAACGGGGGUCCAGACCCUCGAGAGUUUGUGGUGCCCAGUGGCAGAGGGAUCCACUCCAAACUGAGCCCCAGGAAGGUUGGAGUUCAGUACUGGUCACCAUCCAAGCAGCCUCUGGCCGGGCUGGCAGAGACCGAGGAGAUCACCAUCGGCAACAAACAGACACCGAGGAGCCCCCCACCCCGGGGCAGGGGUAAACGAGGGCGGCCACCCAUCAGAUCUCUCAUUGGGAGGGAGAUGAUGCAGACCUCGCCCAGGACGCGGGGGGAGAAUCUGUCGAGUGCCACAUCCCCGGAGGAGGAGCCCUACACUCGGAUCGCUGCCCGUGGCCCAGAGCGGGUGCUGUCUGUGCCGUACCCCAGGUCAGCCUCCCCGGAGAUCCCCCAAGCCCAGAGUCCACAGGGCCCUCGCUCGGAGGUGCCAGCCUCCCAGAGCAGCAGCUUUGUCGGUCUGCGGGUGGUCGCCAAGUGGUCAUCGAACGGGUACUUCUACUCCGGAGCGAUUACCCGCGACUCUGGGGACGGCAAAUACAAGGUGCUGUUCGACGAUGGCUAUGAGUGUGAAGUGCCCGGGAAAGACAUCCUGCUGUGUGACCCCAUCCCUGUGGAGACGGAGGUGACAGCUCUGUCUGACGAUGAGUAUUUCAGUGCAGGAAUUGUGAAGGCUCACCGUAAGGAAGCUGAGGAGUUUUACUAUUGUAUUGAGAAGGACGGCCUGCAGAAGUGGUACAAGAGGAUGGCUGUUAUCCUGUCACUGGAGCAGGGCAACCGACUGCGGGAGCAGUUUGGUCUAGACCCCUAUGAGGCCACCACACCCCUCACCAUGGCAGCAGACAUCAGCUUGGAUAACCUGGUGGAGGGGAAACGUAAACGUCGCAGUAACUCUGGGGCCAGCACUCCGACCCGGAAACAGGGAGAGAGCCCGCGGGGUCCCACCUUCUCCGGGAAGAGGAAGCUGAUGGGCUCGGAUGAGGAACGCUCUCCCGCAAAACGUGGACGCAGGCCGGGGACAGGAAAAUCCGGGAUCCUGAAGCCAACAGGGUUUCUCAGUCCCUCUGAGGGAGAGGUUUCCAGUGAAUCUAGCUCCAUGUUAGAAACUCAGCACGGUCCCAUCCCGAAAAACCCCACCCUGUUUGUGGGCUACGCCUUUAUCCUGACAGCAGCCAGCGAAUCAGAUCGAAGGACCAAUAAACAAACUCAACACGAUGGAGCCAUCAGCAGCGAGGAGGAGGAGGAGUACGUGGAGACUGCAGCCUACAACAAGCAGUACACUGAGAGGCAGCUCCGUGCUGGUGGGGGUUACAUUCUGCAGGAUUUCAAUGAAGCCCAGUGUAAAGCUGCGUACCAGUGUAUCCUGAUCGCAGACCAGCACUGUCGGACCAAGAAGUACUUCCUGUGUAUCGCCAGCGGUAUCCCGUGUGUGUCUAACCUUUGGGUGCGGGACUGUGCCCUGGCCAAUCAGCUGCAGUCUUACAAGAAUUACCUGCUUCCGGCGGGAUACAGCGUGGAGGCAGAUCGGAUCCUGGAGUGGCAUCCCCGGAGCACUCCGUUCAAGAAUAUGAAGUUGUUGUUGGUGUCGGACCAGCAGGAGGGUUUCCUCAGCCUGUGGUCAGAGAUCCUGAUGAUGGGAGGGGCGAUGUCGGUCAGACAACACAACUCCUCAGCUCACAACAAAGACGUCGCGUUGGGAAUCUUCGACAUGAUGAUCACGGAUCCCUCCUGUCCAGUGUCCUUGCUGAAAUGUGCGGAAUCACUUUCUCUCCCUGUGGUGUCUCAGGAGUGGGUCAUCCAGAGUUUGAUCACGGGACAGAAAGUCAGUCACAACAGCCACCCCAAGUACAAACACACCUACAAACCCAGCUAAAGGGAAAUGUCCCAUUGUGUCCCUUCUCCUCCUCCCUCCCCCUUCCUUGCUCCCUCAACCGCCAAUCAAUUGUGCCGUUGUUUUACAUUUUAGAAGCUUUUAAUCGUCUGUGUUUGUAACUGCAUGUAUGAAA